Messenger RNA from Vollenhovia emeryi, 653 nucleotides. RefSeq lists its product as uncharacterized. The transcript has a single exon. Bases 48 to 611 code for a protein of 187 amino acids. NCBI's taxonomy places the organism in Eukaryota, Metazoa, Arthropoda, Insecta, Hymenoptera, Formicidae. The record is from RefSeq and is a predicted model, not a curated record.
UUCAUUUUGUUUUAUAACAGGCUAGACGUUAUACUUUGGAAGAAAAAAUGUUUUGCAUUGGAAUUUACCGUAGAUCCCGUGCUUCAUAUAAAUACCUAUCCAAAUAUCUCUCAUGUCCUUCUAUUACAACUUUAGACACGGCACUGGAACAUAUUCCCUUAAAUUCUGGAUGCAACAAUAUUAUUCAGAAAUAUCUGAAGUUAGUUGUACAAGAAAUUGAAGAAAAAGAUUUAUAUUGUAUAUUGAUUUGGGAUGAAAUGUCCAUCCAAUCUGCUGUGUAUUAUAAUUCGAAAAACGAUAAAGUUAUUGGCUUUGAAGAUUGGGGCAUGAAACGAACCCGAAAAUUUGCUGAUCACGCAAUAGUGUUUUAUAUAAGAUGUCUUUCUUCGGGUAAUCACAUGCCCAUUGGAUACGGAUUUUGCAACAGUACAACAAAUACACCACAACUUGUAAGGUGCAUCAAACAGUGGUUGACGAUUCUUAUAAAGUGUGGGUUGAAACCAGUAGCAACAGUAUGUGAUCAAGGAGCUACGAAUGUAGCAGCUAUUAACUCAUUAAUUCAUGAAGCCAACCUUUCGCGACACAGAAGUCAUAAGAAUCCCAGUAAGUAACUCACAUGCACGCACGCACUACCCAUUUAUGCACGUUUGCAU